This is a messenger RNA of Chelonia mydas (Green sea turtle), 1821 nucleotides long. It is a transcript of the gene ZMYND12, whose product is annotated as zinc finger MYND-type containing 12. Lineage: Eukaryota; Metazoa; Chordata; Testudines; Cheloniidae. The coding region runs from base 382 to 1473 and encodes 363 amino acids. The record is from RefSeq and is a predicted model, not a curated record. Gene Ontology annotation, molecular function: protein binding. The transcript has 9 exons.
UCCGCACCGGAAGUUGCGCCCCGGCCGCGCCCCGGAAGCGCCCCGCGUGCUGCCCCGCCCGCGCCGGAAGCCCGUGGUUGCUCGGCAACGCGCGGCUUCCCGGCGACGUCGGCCGGGCGGGAGCUGGAGGAUGAACGUGCGGCCGCUGGUGCCCCUGGCUCUGCCCCGCGGGCGGCCGCUGCGCUGCGAGCUGUGCGGGGGGCCGGCCCAGCUGCGCUGCGGGGCCUGCCGCGUCACCUGCUACUGUCCUCUCCCUUAGAUGCUGAAUAGGUCAUUCCGCUUCACCAGCUAAUUUGGAUGAGAUGGGAGUCUGUGGUUGGAUGUCAUUACAUACUGGAAACGUCAGAGCCCCUAUUUUUCCACUAAUCCUAAAACAUAAGAAUGACUAUACUGGGUCAGACCAAACAUCCAUCCAGCCUAGUAUCCUGUCUACUGACCGUGGCGAAUGCCAGGUGCCCCAGAGGGAGUGAACUUAACAGUGAUGUAGAUCAUCAAAAAGCUGACUGGGUUAGCAUCCAUGAGAAAAUAUGCCAAUUGUUGAUUCCAAUACGUACAUGUUUUCCAUUUUUCAAUUCUGAAAAAGAAAGAAAACAUGGCAUGGAACAGCUUCUUCACAGGAAGAAACACUUAGUUGACCUUACUCACAAAGUGGCCCAGAAGUUUGUGUUUGAAGGAAAACAUGAAGAAGCAAUUCCUGCAGCUUUACAUUCACUGCGUUUCAGCAUUGAUACCUGUGGCUCAGAUUCUAUGGAAUUAGUUCCUGCUUAUCUCAUUUUAGCUGAGGCUAGCACUGGUCUUGGCCAUCUUACCCAGGCAGAGGAAUACCUCUCACAAGCUCAAUGGAUUGUCCUCAAAACUUCUGACUGCAGUAAUGGCAUUCAGUCUAAAUUGCAUCGUAACCUGGGUCUCCUCUAUGCUGCUAAAGGAAAUUUUGAAGAGUCUUUAUACCACCUGGCUGCUGAUAUUUAUUUUGCCAGUUGUGCAUUUGGAACUCAUGACAUUAGUACAUCUGGAGGUUAUUUUCACAUGGCUAAUGUGUUCUUUCGUCAGAACAAAAUGGACAUUGCAGACUCACUAUACACUGAGGUAACCGAUAUCUGGCAUGCCCAUUUCAGUCGACUGAUUCAAGUCCAAUCACAAACUCUCACUUCUCCAGCAGAAAUUAAUAUAUUGUCUGAAGAAGUGGAAAUCAGUGAAGAACCUCUGAAUGAAGCUCAGCAAGCCGAAGGAAGUCAAGUACUGAAUGCAAUAUUAGAUAUCAGAGAACAGGCACCAAAGCAACAACCUGCUAAAACUGCCAGCGUUGUACAUGCUCUUGCAAUGCUUCAUUACUUGAUCUUGGAUUUACCAAAGGCUCAUGAUCUUGGGAUGAAAGCUUUUCUAAUAACCAAACAAUUGCCAAACCAAGAUGCAUCAGAAGCUAUUCAUCAUCUAUUAAAAUUGAUUAAAUCCAAGCCUUUGUUCGCGAAAUAGGGUGCAGUUUCUUCACCUCUUUAUCUUUUCAACUAGGUUGCAUUACGAGUGUUGUACUUUUGCCUGCUAUCACCUGUUUAGAAACAUUAUCUGUAUAUUUGUUUGCUUUUAUUAAAAUUAUACUUUAAGCCAGUUUUAGUUUAUCAUAGCUGAUUCGAUUUUAUAUGGAUGGUGGUAAUAUAUAACAAUGUAGCAGGGUAGGAAAUGAGAAUAUGAUCAAAACAAGAUUAACAACUUUAAAACAAAUGCGUAGCCAAUACGAUGAACAAGCAAAAUAUGCAACAAUUUCUCCAUGCUGUCCCUCUGAAAAGUUCUCUUAGUACAGUAUAUUUCAGUGGUGGAGAUGAA